GCCAGUGAAAGCACUAGAUGUGUCCAGCACACCUGAAGAACUGCACCAGGCUCAUCCCAGCAUGCAUUACCGAACGCUCAUGAUGUACACUGAAAUAGGGUGCUUCGUAGCGUGCGUUUGCGGGUGGAUCUUGGUUUGUUCCACAAUGCCGACAAAUUAUUGGACUUAUUCUGAAGUGGAGAGUUUAGUUCUGACAUCUGGCCACUACUUCUCCAACCUCUGGAAAGACUGUCUGACUGACUCCACGGGCGUUUCUGACUGCAAAGAGUUUCCCACCCUGCUGGCUCUGCAGACAUACAUUCAUCUGUGCCGAUCUCUCGUCAUCAUCUCCAUAAUUCUGGGAUUCUUCGGGUCCAUUCUUGCUUUGGUGGGGAUGAAGUGCACAAAACUCGGAGGCUCUGAAAUCAUGAACGCGAGAGUUACCUUUGCUGCAGGGAUGAAUUACCUUCUAUCAGGUCUCUGCGGUAUGUUUGCUUACAGCUGGUAUGCCCACAAGGUUAUUUCUGAGUUCAUGGAUCCGAAUUACAAAGCAAAAAAGUUUGAGCUGGGAUCAGCUCUGUUUGUGGGAUGGGGCGGCUCGGCUCUCCUCGUGGUGGGAGGAUUUGUGUACAGCGUCACUGCAGGGAAGGAGGGCCUCCAAUCCAGCUCCAAGACCCAAGAGAUGUCUUACCACACUCCUUCCUCCAAUCUCUCUGAAGCGAACCAGAAGACAUCCAGUCCUCCGCUGUCGCCCAUCCCUGACAGAGCAAACCAGAAGACCAGCAAACCUCCCAAAGGGUCUCACGCCGUGGACGCUUACGUCUGAUGGGUUCCCUUCAUAUAAUCUGAGUGCUUUACAGCUUUCAGAGUUCAUUUGGAAAAUGUCCUUAGUGGUAGUUUGAGGAAAGUCUUUUGUAACACCAUGACCACAGUGAUUGAAACACUGGUGUUUCAGUCAAAAACUGAAAGAAUGGUUUGAUCAAACUGAACUGGAUCUGUGCUAAUAAAGAUUCUAGUCAAUCCUGA
This is a messenger RNA of Cyprinus carpio (common carp), 1005 nucleotides long. It is a transcript of the gene cldn10c, whose product is annotated as claudin 10c. The record is from RefSeq and is a predicted model, not a curated record. Lineage: Eukaryota; Metazoa; Chordata; Actinopteri; Cypriniformes; Cyprinidae. Gene Ontology annotation, cellular component: bicellular tight junction; plasma membrane. Gene Ontology annotation, biological process: cell adhesion; bicellular tight junction assembly. Gene Ontology annotation, molecular function: structural molecule activity.